AUGAUGCCAGAUGCAAUAACAAUAGCUUGUCAAUCAAUAACUGAUCUUUUUGAUGUCAUAAAAUUUGACACUGAUAAUCCUCAAUCUGAAAAUGAAAAUGUACCUUUCCUUUACACUAACCAUCCAGAGAGUCAACAAAACAACAACGACUCAAGUCAACAAUUAAACAGCAGCCAGCAUCAACAAACAAGCAACAAUGAUCAACAACAAUCAGUGAACCCUAACAACGGUACUGAACCAUUACGACUCAACCCAGAGUGGAUUGCAAAAGCUCAUCGUCCUGAAAUCUUUUACCAACUUUUACAUACAUACAGUGCUAGAGUUUUGGAGUGGCUGACCAGCCUUAUUCUGAACGAUCCAGAUCACGAUGUUACAAGAUACAAGUUUGGCAUUUUGCACCGUGAGAUCAAUCUCCUUUUAACUGAAACUCUAUCUGUAGAGAAUAUACUUGAAAAUUUCCUUUUGGAAUUUUACCAACAAUUAAAAAACAAGCACGAAAAUGUUCUAUUUGAUGCGGUGUGGAAUUUACGCUGGCUGUCUUUAACUAAAUGCAAAUUCAGUGAAUCUCUGAAGGAUUUUGAAUUAUUUCAAAUUAAUUUUGAAAGUGUGGAACGUGAUUUUAAGCCAGAAAGUUUUCAAAAAGAAUUUUUUAAAUUCAUCUCAGAAGUUUGUAACAAAUAUCUGAGAAAUAAAUCGAUUGUAAAACUCCAAAGAAGCUGCUCUUUGCCAGAUUUGAAACAUGCCAAACAACAUUACUCUCUUAAAUUGUCCCAACUGUUCAAUCAUAGCAAGCUGUUAAAAUCUAAGGAAAAAAAGAGACCACAUCCUUAUUUUACAGUUAACUUGAAUGAACUGACAGCUCUACAACAAUCUAACAAAAACGCAAGCACAGAACACAAUUACGGUGACAUCAACAACAAAAACAUUAAUGACACAAAGAGUAGCCAGGGGAGCAGCAGUUCCAGGCACAUCCCUUUGGAACCACCUGUUUUUUUCAUCUCCCACUACUUUGCAAUGUUAGGUGAGGUACACAAAUAUUUGUUAGAACUGAUGGCAGAUGGCUACCUAGCAGACGAAAACAUGACAUACAUCCCGGUGGACCCUUUGGGCAACUUUCGGGAAGAACCUGAACUUGGAGAAGAGGGCGAGAUUGAGAUGAAUCCAGAUGAAAUCGACAGAUACCUCCCUGCACAAGUUUUCACAGACCAAGCCACCAUAUUCCGAGUUAGCAAGGACACCAAUCGCGACGAUGACGCCGUUGUCACAGACGUGGAGACGGAAACUGUUUGCUGUAACAUCGACAUUCUGCAUUCUUCUCGGGACGUUGAGGAAGGCAACAUUUAUGAAAAGUGCAAGUUAUCAGCUAAUGGUAAUAAACAUUCCAACAAGUCUGAGGUUUACAGACAAUUACCUUGUGGCCAUGUAUUCCAUAAAACAUGUUGUGAUGAGUGGCUUAAGAACGAGGACAAAUUGAAAUAG
Messenger RNA from Helobdella robusta, 1479 nucleotides. RefSeq lists its product as hypothetical. NCBI's taxonomy places the organism in Eukaryota, Metazoa, Annelida, Clitellata, Rhynchobdellida, Glossiphoniidae. The record is from RefSeq and is a predicted model, not a curated record. Bases 1 to 1479 code for a protein of 492 amino acids. The transcript has 7 exons.